CAUUACUCAGUGCUACCUAAACUCAAACCACUGGCUUACAGUGAAUGAUUCAACAAAUGAAAUCAUUCACGCGUCUCGCAGUAGUAAGCGUUUUGCUUGAGGCCCAUGUCCUGUUACUACAACUACUAUUGAUUUGACCUCAGUCGCUUGCCGUAUUAACAGUAAAGUUGUGUGACGCAGCAACGCCGAACCGACAGCAGCAUUUUUACAGUCAAGAUGGCGACGUCGGAGCCGCAGUGUGCAACUGAAUCUGAAGAAAGCACAGCAGAGCCUACUGCACCUGUAGUUGCUAACCCAGAAGAAUACAUGAAACAUCCUCUGCAAAACAAAUGGGCUCUUUGGUAUUUCAAAAAUGACAAGAGCAAAAGUUGGACGGAAAAUCUGAGACUUAUUGCCAAAUUUGAUACAGUUGAAGAUUUCUGGGCGUUAUAUAAUCAUAUACAGCAACCUAGUAAACUUGGAUUUGGAUGUGACUACUGUUUAUUUAAGGAUGGAAUCAAACCGAUGUGGGAGGAUGACAGAAAUAAACUUGGGGGAAGAUGGUUAAUGACACUCAACAAACAGCAGAGACAUAAUGACUUGGAUCGGUACUGGAUGGAGACGCUGUUAUGUUUAAUCGGAGAGUCCUUUGGUGAAGCCAGUGACGAUGUGUGUGGUGCAGUUGUCAACGUUAGACCAAAAGGUGACAAACUAGCCAUCUGGACAGGAAACUGCGAAAAUAAAGAAGCAAUCAUGACUAUAGGGCAACAAUACAAAGAACGUUUGAGUAUUCCUUCAAAAGCCCUUAUUGGAUACCAGUCACAUGAUGACACAUCUAGCAAAAGUGGAUCCACAACAAAGAACAUAUUUACAGUUUGAAGAAAGCCAGUUAUAUUUGCUGUAGUUUAUAAAAUUAUUCAUCUGCACCAUAACAGUCAUUUAUGAAUUGUCAACUACAGUAGUGUCCUUUUUUUAACAUGUUUGUGUAUGUACAAUAAUCCUUUGCCUUCACAAUAAAAAUGAACAGCAGUAUUUUUCAAUACCAAACAGUCAGGUGACAGUCUAGUGGGCAAAUGUACUGAUCUGUUAUAGUAACAAAGAUUUCAAUUUUCUGUAGAGCUUUUAAUGGAUAUUACAGUGAGAAGUAAAUAUAAUGUGCUGCCACAGAUUUUAAUAAAGUGUAUGAGUAAUAUCUAGAUAAACUACAGAGGUUGCAGUUCACGUUUUGAAUAAAACAACCUUUCUCGAUAA
This is a messenger RNA of Acipenser ruthenus (sterlet), 1230 nucleotides long. It is a transcript of the gene eif4e1c, whose product is annotated as eukaryotic translation initiation factor 4E family member 1c. The coding region runs from base 217 to 858 and encodes 213 amino acids. Gene Ontology annotation, molecular function: translation initiation factor activity; RNA 7-methylguanosine cap binding. The transcript has 7 exons. Gene Ontology annotation, cellular component: cytoplasm; eukaryotic translation initiation factor 4F complex. Gene Ontology annotation, biological process: translational initiation. The record is from RefSeq and is a predicted model, not a curated record. Lineage: Eukaryota; Metazoa; Chordata; Actinopteri; Acipenseriformes; Acipenseridae.